Ichthyophthirius multifiliis is the source of this 1800-nucleotide messenger RNA. RefSeq lists its product as hypothetical. The transcript is spliced from 3 exons. Gene Ontology annotation, molecular function: medium-chain fatty acid-CoA ligase activity. Gene Ontology annotation, biological process: fatty acid metabolic process. The record is from RefSeq and is a predicted model, not a curated record. Lineage: Eukaryota; Ciliophora; Oligohymenophorea; Hymenostomatida.
AAAAAAAAAUGAUUAAAAAGCUUCUCAAAUACAGAUUUUCAUAUACCGUUCAUAACCAAUCUUAUAUUCAUGGUAUUUCUGAUAAGCCUUUACAAUAUUAAACAAUAGGCUAAAAACUAAGACAAUAAGCACAUAAUUAUUCUGACCAUCCCGCCUUAAUAUCUCAUCAUUAAAAUUCAACAUUUACAUAUUCCGAUAUUUACUAAGAAAGCGAAAAGUUAGCUGCAGCUUUAAUAAACAUUGGACUUUAGAAAGGUGAUAGAAUCGGUAUAUAUUCCCCAAAUAACUACGAAUGGAUUUUGACCUAAUAUGCAGCUUCAAUAGCCAAUUUAAUUUUAGUAAAUAUAAACCCUAACUAUCAACUACAUGAAUUAGAAUAUUGUCUAUCUAAAGGUAAUAUAAAAUAAAAAUAAAACUAAAAAAAAAAAAGUCGGAAUUCGAGCAUUAGUAACAGCUUCUUAGUUUAAAAAAAUGAACUAUUUGAAAAUGUUAAAUGAAUUAAUUCCCGAACUUGAAACUUCUAAAUCAAAAGAAUUAAAAAAUUCUAAAUUCCCGAAAUUAAAAUACAUAAUUAAAAUAGAAGACUCACCUACCUAAAAUAUGAUUAAUUUUAAAAGCCUAAUGUAAAUUCCUAAAAAAGAAGAUUUUUCUAAAAUAAAUAAAAUUCUCAAAAAUACAAGUCCUGAUGAUAUUACAAAUAUUUAAUUUACUUCAGGCACAACAGGAAGGCCUAAAGGAGCUUCUUUGACACACUUUAAUAUAUUAAAUAAUGGAUAUUAUAUAGCUGAUAGAUUAGGACUAAAUUCAUAAGAUAAAAUAUGCCUUUCAGUCCCUUUGUAUCAUUGUUUUGGUAUGGUAAUAGGAAAUCUAUGUGCUCUUAAUUUUGGAGCAACAAUAGUAAUAAAUUCUGAAGGUUUUAGUGCUUAAAAAACAUUAGAAGCAAUAACAAAAUAUAAAUGUACUACUUUAUAUGGAGUUCCAACAAUGUUUUAUGAAUAUAUCAAGGAAUACGAAGCUUAUCCCCAUUAAUAUAAUAUAAAUAGCUUAAACAAAGGAGUUAUGGCAGGUUCUUUAUGCCCAUAAGUUUUAAUGGAAAAAUUAAAAAAUUAAUGGAAUAUAAAAGACCUAUAAAUAUGCUAUGGAAUGACUGAAACCUCACCUGUUUCUUUUCAAACUUCUAAAACAGAUUCAUUAGAAGAUAGUUGUAGUACAGUAGGUUAAAUACUACCCCAUUUAGAGUCAAAAUUAAUAAAUAAAAAAGGAAAAAUAGUGCCAAGAGGAGAAAUAGGCGAAAUAUAUAUAAGAGGAUAUUCAGUAAUGUAAAAAUAUUGGGAUGAUAUAAAAAAAACUAAUGAAACUAUCGAUAUAAACUCAUGGAUCAAAACAGGAGAUUUAGGAAAAAUGGAUGAAAGAGGAUAUAUGUAAAUUGUAGGAAGGUCUAAAGAUAUCAUAAUAAGAGGAGGGGAAAAUAUAUAUCCAAAGGAAAUUGAAGAAUAUCUUAGAAAGAUUCCUAAAAUUAUGGAUGUAUAAAUUGUUGGUAUACCAAAUAAAAAAUAUGGAGAAGAAAUAUUUUGUUUAAUCAUACUUAAUCCAAAUGUUUAUUUUGAUAAGUAAGAAGUAUAUGAAUUUUGUAAUCGAAAAAUUGCAUAUUUUAAAGUUCCAAAAUAUGUAAAGAUUGUAGAUUAGUUCCCUCUUACUGUUACUGGAAAACCUUAAAAAUUUAUUAUUGUUAAUGAUUUAAUAAAAGAAAUGGAUGGUAACGAACAUAAUCUUCUUAAAUAUUAAAUUAGAGAAUAUUGA